Vigna umbellata (rice bean) is the source of this 1642-nucleotide messenger RNA. The record is from RefSeq and is a predicted model, not a curated record. NCBI's taxonomy places the organism in Eukaryota, Viridiplantae, Streptophyta, Magnoliopsida, Fabales, Fabaceae.
UUUUUAAAACAGUCCAAAAAUAAAAUCAGAGGUUCCAAUCGCAUUCUUUCUCACCGAUCCCCGUUAGGGUUUUGCAAAGCUACUCCGGGGUUGCGUUGUUCGGUGCUCACCGUCACCGGCCGUGUGUACUUGACGGAGGGAUCCGCUCAAUUGCCAUACACGGUACACCAUUGCAAAUCUUCAACGGUCUCGUUUUCUCUAUAACAGAAAAUCACGGCAACUGUUUACACGGAACUCAGAAUAUGGUAGAAGCAGGGGAAGAAGUUAUCGAGUUCAAGUGGGGUAAUAUGAGAUCGGUUGGCGGGAGGAAGAAGGAUGUGCGCUUUUACGAUUCGUUUUUCUACGAUGGUGUAGAAUACUCGCUCUUCGACUCGGUGUUUCUAUACAAGGAAGGCGAACCCGAGCAUUACAUUGGCAAAAUCGUUAAAAUAUGGGAGACCUCUGAUAAGAACAAGAGAGUCAAGGUUCUAUGGUAUUUUCGUCCUUCUGAGAUUGGAAACUUUUUGGAAGGAAAUGACGCACUCGAGAACGAGUUGUUUCUGGCAUCUGGUGAAGGUGAAGGACUUGCAAACGUCAAUCCUCUGGAAGCUAUUGCCGGCAAAUGCAAUAUUGUUUGCAUUUCUAAGGACAGCAGGAAUCCAUAUCCAUCUGAUGCAGAAGUUAAAAUGGCUGAAUUUGUAUUCUAUCGUUUUUUUGAUGUUGGAAAGUGCAAGAUAUUGGAUAAGAUAGAUGACAAGAUUGCUGGAAUUGAAGUUAAAAAUAUUUUUAACAAUUUAGAUAGUCGAAAGCAUGUUGGUAUUGUGAAACCCGGUUUAGAAAAGAAAGAGGUUAGCGGGAACUUCAUGGCAUGUAAUGAAGCUGUGACUCCUUUGAGUCAAAAUAACUGUCAGCCAUUGAUUGAAAAACCAGAUGGCAAGUGUUUUGACGCAUUAGCUAGAGAACAUGCUGUUUCUAAAUCAUUGUUGGGAAAAAAACCUACUUUGAGAACUGGUGUAAAGGAAGCAAGUGAACUUAAUGAUUCUUUGCACCUGGUUUCCAACAACAAGAAUGCACCUCAAGAUAAAGUUGAAGAAAAGGGAGGUCACAAGGCCUCCUUGGUUAAACAAAAAUCAUUUUCUAAACUAUCACACGGUCCUAGAACUGAUUUGAAAAUGAGGGAAAUGGCUAAAAUGGACAAUGGGCGUGGAAAUGACUCUAUUGAGAAGAACAUUUCCACAUCUAGAGUUAAUUUAGGAAAUGAUCACAAGGAUGGUGGUGUUUCGGUUGGACAAUUUAAUAAGGGAGUAGUGGAGGAGUGGAGGAGGAAAUGAUGUCCAGAAGGAAAGGGCGGGGAGGUUUAUAAGGUGUAUAGUUGCAAAGAUGAACAAUAAUGGGAAGAGUCGAAAGCUGAUUACUUAUGACGAUGGAUUGACGAUAAUGGCGAUUGAUGUGAAAGACGUAGCUCAUCUUCAUCAAAGGAGAAAUAUAAGCUACGCGAAGUGGAUUCUUUGAUGUGGAGAGCUUCCUUCAAGGGUUAAAGAUUGACAAGACAACGAAACUCACUGGGUGACAAGUUGUUGCAAGGACCUCUUCAAUGAUUUCAUUGAAUGUGAACUCACGAGAGAGAGAUUUUGUUUCCAACGGAGGAGUGACCGAAGACCUG